Dromiciops gliroides (monito del monte) is the source of this 1033-nucleotide messenger RNA. It is a transcript of the gene AK1, whose product is annotated as adenylate kinase 1. Bases 190 to 774 code for a protein of 194 amino acids. The transcript is spliced from 7 exons. The record is from RefSeq and is a predicted model, not a curated record. NCBI's taxonomy places the organism in Eukaryota, Metazoa, Chordata, Mammalia, Microbiotheria, Microbiotheriidae. Gene Ontology annotation, biological process: ATP metabolic process; nucleoside triphosphate biosynthetic process. Gene Ontology annotation, molecular function: AMP kinase activity; nucleoside diphosphate kinase activity; ATP binding. Gene Ontology annotation, cellular component: cytoplasm; cytosol.
CGGCGGCGGCGGCUGUCAGAGAUCCCCCUCCCAGCAUGCCGCGCGCUGUCAGCCUUAUAUAUCUGGAUCGUAGCUGCUCCGCGGAGGACGGCAGGGCAGCGGGCUGUGGGCAUCGCGACCGGCCUGCCCCCCGCCGUGGCCAGCAGCCAGCGCCCAGCCUGAAGAGUUCGGCAGGCAGAACUCAGCAGAAUGGAAAAGAAAUUGAAGAAUAGCAAGAUCAUCUUUGUGGUGGGGGGGCCAGGCUCAGGGAAGGGGACCCAAUGUGAGAAGAUUGUUGAGAAAUAUGGUUUUACACAUCUAUCCACUGGAGAUCUUCUGCGGGAAGAAGUCAGCUCUGGCUCUGAUAGGGGCAAGAAAUUGUCAGAAAUCAUGGAGAAAGGACAACUGGUACCCUUGGAUACCGUGUUGGAUAUGCUCAGAGACGCCAUGGUCGCCAAGGUUGAGACAUCCAAGGGCUUCUUGAUAGAUGGCUACCCUCGAGAAGUGAAACAGGGAGAAGAAUUUGAAAAGAAGAUUGGCUCCCCUACACUGCUGCUCUAUAUAGACGCUGGCUCGGAAACUAUGGUGCAAAGGUUGUUGAAACGAGGGGAGACCAGUGGACGGGUAGAUGAUAACGAAGAGACCAUCAAGAAACGGCUGGAAACAUACUAUAGUGCCACAGAGCCAGUCAUCAAAUUUUAUGAGGGUCGGGGUAUUGUACGCAAGAUCAAUGCUGAAGGCUCAGUGGACAGUGUCUUUGAAGAAGUCUGUACCCAUCUGGAUGCCCUAAAGUAAUGGGGUUUGGAAAACCCUAGUUACCUCCCCUAUUUCAGAGAAACUCAUCUCCCCCACUCCUCCAACCCCAAGACAGGAACAGCUGCCCCUCCUGCUUGCCCUUCCUAGCUCCUCCCCCACCUAGCCCUGAGCUCUGUGCUCAGACAGAGGAAGUGGCUUUAUCCUGUUUUCAUGGACACAACUUCACUAAAAGAAUCUCCAAGGACAUUUGGUUUUGGUUCUUUGAUUCAAAGUAAAGUUCACUGACAAUGUACCAACA